AUGGACGGUAAUGCACGUAUUGCUGUUUGCAGUGACUCCGAAACACCUAGUCAAGGCUCUCCUACUUCGGAAAAUGUUGGCACAGUCGAGAGGAGAGAAGGACUGCAAGGUUUGAUUGCUGAGCAAUUGGAGGCAAAAGAUAAUCCCUUCAGCGAACUCGACGUCGACUACAGGUUUCUCCGCUUGGCGAUCCACCACGCAAGAAAAGACUCCAACGGGUUAUUCGGUUGCCGCACGGUUCACAAAGCGGGUCAAGGCCCUUUGAAGCAUGACUCCUGGUGCUGUUUCAAGAUCAAGCAAGUCCAGAGAGACGAAUCCUCAGAGAAGUCUGAUCAAGAGGUCGCCUACAAAUGGCAACAACCGAGUAUAAACAUCUCCUGGAACACGCAGGAUCAUAUCACGCUCAUCUUGUGCAUGGAUGUUCCCAAUGAAUUGAGAUGGGCAAUUAAAGAAGCCUGGGACAAUGGACGCAUCGAUGGCAGCGACCCGUACAACUGGCACUGUUUCAUCGUGGAAAAGAUCUCGGACAUCUAUGAUGAAGCAAUAUGGUCGUUGAGAAACUUUGUUCGCCUGGACGUUGAAAAGAGACGCAUCCCUGAUUCCAUCGAUUUUGAGAGACUUCACGAAAUUGCAAGGCAUAUCAUACAUUCGAACGAGACCCUUGAAGUUGCUUUCAGCACACUGGAAGGCAUGCAAGAGGCUCAUCAAGCCUUCAGCGAAGAAGUAUUUGGCAAAUCAAAAAGUUCCAAGGUCUUUUCGGCACGGCAUACGCAAUUGGAAAUCUCAGGCCUCAAACGGACCAUAAGGGCUUCCUUCUUACGCUCAAAGUCUCUGAGCGAUCGUAUACACAACGAAAUCAACCUCGCAUACAACCUGGUAAACCAACGAGACGGCUUUUUGAUGAAGACGAUAGCCGUGAUGACACUCGUAUAUGUUCCCGGGUCGUACAUUGCAACAAUAUUUGGCAUGAACUUCUUCGAUUACUCCGAGACGGAAGGCCUUGUUCUUUCGCACAUGUUUUGGCUUUACUGGGUGCUCGUGGUGAUCUUGACGGCGAUUACGGUCGGCACGUGGUUGAUAUGGCAACGUCGAGGCAAGCAUGUGCGGAAGAAAGCCGCACCGAAAGAAAAUGGAAGGACUUCAUCGUUUGCUCCAUCAUUUGCUUCUUGGGACUUUGGUAAAGUCCGGAAGCGGAAGAGUUCCGCCGCCAUGACUGCGGUGUGA
Lasiodiplodia theobromae is the source of this 1224-nucleotide messenger RNA. RefSeq names its product Mg2+ transporter protein CorA-like/Zinc transport protein. Gene Ontology annotation, molecular function: magnesium ion transmembrane transporter activity; cobalt ion binding; cobalt ion transmembrane transporter activity. The transcript has 7 exons. Lineage: Eukaryota; Fungi; Ascomycota; Dothideomycetes; Botryosphaeriales; Botryosphaeriaceae. Bases 1 to 1224 code for a protein of 407 amino acids. Gene Ontology annotation, biological process: metal ion transport; transmembrane transport. The record is from RefSeq and is a predicted model, not a curated record. Gene Ontology annotation, cellular component: membrane.